CGGUUGUAUCUCUUUUAUUUGUGCUCGAGGUGUUUGUUUGCAGUUUGCCCCGUUCGUGAAGGACUUGUUUACAUGCAUGCGGGUGAAGGAAAAAUUGAGCAAAAAUUAGGAAUUGCCUUCGUCAUCGAGCACGUGGGCGCCUCCAUUGAAAUUUUCAUAUCACAACACAUAACCUUUUUUUGUGGCACCAUCGACCAGUGGUGGUUAAGAUAUAAAAGCUAGUCAGAUAUGGAGAUAGAUUGUUGAAAAUUAAAAAAAAAAACUUAUAUUAUUAUUCCAAUAAGAAAUACUCUUAAGAAAAUACUCUUAUAUUUAGGUCUCUUCAUUAUCUAUUUUUAUUUCCCAAGGAUGCUGCAAAUAUACAAGAAAAAGCACCAACAAAAUCGGGGAAAAAGAACAGCGAAAAAAAAAUCCAGUCACUAGCUGAGUACGUUUGUUGUUUUUCGCAACGAAUUCCCCCCAAUUUCCGGGCAAAAUGAAACAAAGUGAAAAUGUCUACGAACACGUUCGGAUACAUAUCUUCGUACACUUUCCCCCUCUGAACCAUUUACGCUCCGCCAGGAUACGCUGCGUUACGCUCUCUCGUGUUUCGCUCUCUCGCAGUUUGUGAUAGCUUCGCCUUCUCCCAGGAAAAGUCGACAUUCGUCGGUUUAGUCCUUGCUUGACCCUGCUCGAGUUCGGUACGGCACGCCGAACACUUCUCUUUUGUUGCUUUGAGCGUGUUGCUGGAAUUGGUUACACACGGUGACGCCGUACUGUCCUUACGACACGUAAACAAAAAGGACUUUUCGCACGAUGAAGACCGGAAAAAGCUUCAAACUCGUCGUGUGAAAUUCGCAGUGAAUUGUUAAGUGAGUGAGUGUGUGUGUGUGUGUGUGUGUGUGUGUGUGUGUGUGUGUGUGUGUGUGUGUGGUUUGCAAAAUCGAAUUCUUUCUCUCUGUACGACGGUUGUUUUUUCUUUUGUGCGUUGAUGGUUUUCGUGUAUCACGGUCACAAGAACGUUUGUGUAUUUCCGACACUUAGCACGUGUCAGUGUGUUUUUUGAGUGUUAAUGAUGGACAGUAUAAAGGAGGAAAAGUUCAAUCUUGUGAUAGCAAACGAUUGUGUUGGUUGCGACACGUACCAAAUGGGGAAAAAUCAGAAAUAGCUUCGAGCUUUUCAUUCGACACUGAUGGAAUUCAUACGACCGUGUGUGUAUGUGUUCCAUGUUUGAAGAUUUGGAAUAUUUUCUGUUGAAGCAAGCUUAAUGUUUAAACUUAAAUAAAAAGCAAGAAAAAAAAUACAUCUCCUCACACACACAAACACACACACGUAAAUUUUUGGGAGUUACCCUUUUGCACAACCGGGUGGCCGGAUGGGGGGUGCUGCUGCAACGGCACUUGGCGCGAACAAACGCGCUGAUAGUUGGCUGCAUUCGAACAGAUGGAAUUCCGGCCAACAGUGAUUUAUUGUGCCAGCUGCCGAAUGGCAUAAUUUAUGCUGGCAUCCGUAAACCGGGUGGGACGAUUUGCGUCAUGCUGGGCACACACCCCGAUCCACCGGAUGCACUUUUCGGGUGUGCUGUGUUAUGGUGCUGUUGGUGAUAGUGUGUUGGUGAAAUUGUUAUGAUGCCGUGUAGCUGAUGAGCGCUGACGAGGAAGUGGUGAUGAGUGGUUUUUGAAAGUGCAAUAAAUCUUCGCUGAUGGGCUGGGGGAAGGAAAUGGGUGCGAGUUGGAGCGCUGUAUAAAACUCCUAAAAUUCGUGUACAAUUCAUUGUGUAGAUACGUUUUUUGUGACGUUGGUAUUGAACGAUUUGACAAAUCUUCUACAUCAAUCUACAUACACAAACACACAGAACCCGGUGCAUCUUCGAUGUACAGCUGGCAGUCAUAAAGAGACUCCCGGAUGGAUGGGUGGAAGAAGUGUUUGGUGGCGGUGUUGGUGCUGGCACUGGUAAGCAACCGGUUGGCCCCGGUCGGUUCGAACGCAACCGAAACGCGCCCAAAGUCCGGUGGUCGCGAUCGUACGACGGGUGCGACCGCCAUCGCGUCCCUAUCGUCCGCAUCGAUAGCGGCCGCCAUUGCCUCACGCAAUACGGCCAGCAGCAGUAGCAAUGGUAACAGCAGCGGAAACGGAAGUGGCAGUGGAAGCGUAAGUGGCAACCCGAACGGCGGUGGCAACGGUGGGAAAUGUAAUAUCGCUCAGUUGCGCUGCGCCAACGGGACCUGCAUACCGUCGUCGAAAUUCUGCGACGGUAAUUUCGAUUGCCUUGAUAAGAGCGACGAACCGAAAUCUUGUACAGCAUGCAACCGUACCCUGCACGGUGAGGCCGGAAGAACGUACGAGCUGCAAAUACAGAACCCCCACGGCGUGUAUCCGUUCGUGUGUCACCUAAACUUUACGGCCACCGGAGGCCUCUACGGUGACAUUGUGCAGCUAAAUCUGGCCAAGUUUAGUAUUGGAAAAUUUGUCGAAAAUUUCCACGACCUUAAACAGCAUGGCGAAUGUAUGGAAGGCUUCAUGACUAUCAGUGAGCAGGGCUUACCAAAUCUCGACGGCAGAUGGUGCGGGACGGCAUCCGGCUAUACGAUAUACUACAGUGAGACGCGAUCGGUCAAUGUAACGUUGCGUUUGGACAAGCUACCGCAGGCAAGCAGCAGUAUGUCGAAUGGGUUCGAGUUUCGUCUAAUCUACAAAUUUUUACGACACAGCGAUGCAAAGUUAAGGAACGAUAACCGGAUAUGGAACGGAGAUCUCGUACCCGGCAGCUACUGCAAUCGCAACUUUUAUGACUGUGACAAAAGGACCUGCCGAAUACGAUCACCCAACUAUCCCGGCAUUUAUCCGCGCAAUUUAACAUGUAAAUAUUAUAUUAAUCAUCGAGCGCCCCCUAGCGGUCUGCACGCGAUGAUCGUACUACGGCAACCGGACGGGCAUAAAUUAAACAUGAAGGAGCAGGCGACACACCACGAGGCGAACAACCGGAUUUUAAGGAGUUGGGAGCAGUGCGACGAGGCACAGGACUAUCUCAGCAUUUACGACGGUGCGGCACCGGAAGCACCGACCAUUGGGAGAAUUUGUGGUGGAGACGUCCUGCCGGAUAUCGUAUCCAGUGGUCCGGAGAUGCGUGUCGAGUUCCACACGUCCCCGUUUGAUGUGCCGUUCCAUCCGAAUCCCGUCACCUUUCUGCCCGGGUUCGAGCUAGAAGUACACGUUCUGUACGUCAAUUCGAACUCCCAGUCGUACAUCCGGCAGCCGGGACGCUGCGAGUUCAUCAUCAGUGCGUUCGAAAGCCAGACGGGCGAGCUGGAAAGCCCGCAGCACACGUUGCCACCGGAAAGCUCCUGUCUGUACCACUUCCAGGGUCGGCGGCAUGAAACGGUUUGGGUAUCGUUCAUCAAGUACCAUUCCGCAAUCGAUCCUACCGGGUUCGAGUCACCGGCGGAAUGUGUGACGCAGUUACGCAUCUGGGACGGUCGAUGGUCGUCGGUAACGUCACGCCCCUACGUUUUUUUAGGCGCCCCACCGGACUACCAGCGGAAUGCGAGCCUGAUCGAACAGAUCUGUCGCGAGGAGGUACCGAGACUUUGUUCCCGUUCGUUGGUAGCGAAGGGUAGUCGACCCUGCUCAACACAAGAGAGUUAUCUUUCGACGGGUUCCGACUUAACGAUCGAGUAUCGUCCAAGUCCCAUCGGGACGGCUCGUCUAUACGGUCCCGCAUCGGCUUUUAAGCUGAGGUAUGAGUUUGUGGACAACUCGCUCGGUGGAGCACCAUUGGAACCGUUGGUAGCUCCAUCAGCUAUGCCAGAACCGGCCGCACUAGUGCAGUUCCAUCCCAAAUCUUGCGAUCGGGUCUUUCGCUCUUCAUCAGCAUCACGGGGCAUCUUUCGCUCACCGUCGAACGUUUUCAUGUAUGGACGUGGAGGUUCUCCAAACAUUUCUUGCAUCAUCCGGUUCGAAGCGAGCGGCGGUGAAAGUGUCAGGUUAACGAUCACCAGAGCACGGUUCGGUGGUAGAUCGUGUCAAAAUUUGCAAAACCGAUCUGGACGAUGGCACUGCAACCAUCAUGGUGGACCGGUGUCAGAUUUACGCAUCAGCGAAGUACCAUGGACGGAUGUGUCGCCGUUACCGCGCGACUGCCUUUGCUCCGAUGUGUCCGGUUCGAUAACGCUCGCACCGUUAGCAGCUAGCAUUGUGGAGGUGAAGUUUACCACGCUCCAGAUGGAGGUGGAUCAAGAUUUCCGUGACUUUUACUUCGAGGGCCGGUACGAGUUUGCGCGCGACGGUUGCGAGACGGAUUGGUCCGAACGACGGCUACGGGGACGUAGUGGCGAUGCCUACCUGAAACCGACACCGUGUCCCGCACUGAUCCAACCAUGGUUACUGGAGCCCGAAACGGACAGUAGCUAUCUGGUGCUGAAGCUGAAAGGGUUCUGGAUGCCGCCGCUACUGCAAUCGGCACCACCCUGCCCGACCGAUGCCCGCAUUACCGUCUACUCGACGAACAAUCCGAAAAACUCGCGCGAUCUCUGCCCAUCCGGUCCGGAUGUGGUAGCGUUCUCGGAUGGUUGGGACCGUGCGUACGAGUUCAGUGCGAUGGAAAUUUCCAAGAGUUUGAUUAUCGAGUUCAAGAGCCCACGCCGGCCACCGGUCGAGCUGAUCGAGUACAAGUUCUCGUGGAUGGAGAUCUUCCCGGCGCACGAUUGUCCGCACCGUUGCCAGGAGCUGCAGGCCUGCAUCCCGUCCGAGCUGUGGUGUGAUGGCAAAGUACACUGUCCCUCGGGACAGGAUGAAAGCCCAACGGAGUGUGAUCUGCGAUUGCCACUAUCUCCGCUGCAUGUCGGUCUAGCGGCGGCCACCCUUACGCUCGUGCUCUCGCUGGCGGCCGGUUUAACUGCCUGUGCCCGCCGCAAGCGGGGUGAAAAGAAGCACCUGCAGAGUGUCCAUCUGGAUGCAGCCGGACGGGGUGGUUAUGGGCAGCCACAUCCACACCAUGGUUCCGGCUAUCCACACGCUAACCAUCACCUCCAGUCGAGCCACGCGUUGACACCACUCUACCUGGACCCGUCGAAGGAUAGCUUCUGUUGACAGGAGCUGGAGACUUCGGUGUAGCCAAUGCCGAAGUCGUCGCAGGACUUUUACUACUUCGCGUUCAACCAACACGCCACCAGCACGAGCAGCUGCUGAGUGGACGGUUAUGGACGAACGGUGACGUUGUGCACAAGCCCGGUGGCGUACGCGUAACUAACGAAACAACAAAAUGGUGAUAUUUGACACGUGUAGCGUGUAGCGUCGCAAAAGCGUGCCGAUUCGAGUAUUUAAACGAGUUACAUAGGAAAAGGAAAGGAAUUGUUUUUAGAAGCCGUAGCAUAUUCCCCGUAGUAUCCCCGUCAAGCCGAAUGGAAGCAGACGGACAGAAGGUUGGUUUUUAAUUGUGACAAUCAGUUGUGGCAGAGACAAUUCUACCCUGCUAGGGUCGCGGAAAUUAUGUGCGAUUGGAAAGGGGGGAAAAAAUUAAGGAUUUGAAUGGAGUGUAAAUGAUGCAAAUUAUUAGUAACUAAAAUGGUUGUGAUGGCCAGUUUUAAGAACAUGAGGACAAAAUGGUGUGAUUACGUUGUGUGGGAAAGGAUUUUUUUCUAAACGAUUGGUCUAUUGCAAUAUUUUUAUGCAAAAAUUCUUUACUAAUAGCAAAGAUGUUUCGUUUUAGACGAUUAUUGUUAUUAAUUUUUGCAUUCGAAAUAAUGUUACCUUUUUUGUUUUUUUUAAAUUCGAAAUUAGCAGAAAAUCACUCCAUACAGACAUGUAUGAAAUAUGGAAGGAAUUGUCACAUUUUAGUGUAGCUUGAUUAAAACUACAAACGGAAUAGUGAAUGCGGGAGCGUAUUAGUAAAAAGAAAAAAGAAAAAAAAAACAAUUCCACUGUAAAUAGAACCAAUGAAACUGUGAACUGGUCAACAGAGUUGAUUAUCCAUACACAGGAAGAAGAUGUGAACAAAAAAAUUCUCCUCCAGUACAAUCGACAAAAUGUAUGUUCGCUUUGCUAACACAAAACCUUUAGCCGAUAAUGCUCUAAACUUUUAUAUUUUUAAAGUACCGUUUUCAUCACAACUCCCCCUUGAGAAACGACACCAUGUACAAAGAUGCAGCUGCUGUUAUGUCAACGUAUUGUAUGUUUUAUUUUUUAUGUUUUUUUUAUCCCUUUAUGAUACGUACAUUAAAGCAAGCUUACACGGCGUUCCGAUAGAAUGGAGAAGGAAAAAAACAAGGCGAAUAAUUAUAACACAGAAGUAUGGCCCAUACAUGCGUGGCAGAAAAAUAAAAACACACAAAAGCAAAAACACAACACACAACACAAAAAAUCCAAAAUGCAAAAAAAACCUUUUUCUCAAAUCGUCAAAUGAUAAUGUGAUUCUCAGUAGUUAAGCAAAGAAGAAAGUAAAAACCGGGGAACUAACUAAAACUUGCACUGCAUAGAUAACGGGGUGUAACGGUAUGGUUUAGCCGUUACGAUUGUAAAGGAAACACCCGUAACCUGUCUCGAAACAUAACUCUUCGAUCAUCGAAUGGGUGAAAAAAUACACACAUACACAUACACGUACACAAUGAAUGGAAAAGCAACAAAAAAAAACCCCACAACUCAACUCCCACAAAAGCAUUCCAAUUUUUCCUCCCUCAAUGAAACGAAGAAGACGAAAAAACUCAUCUUCCAUUUGACCGUAAACAUUGUACAGAGUUUGAACGCGUGUAGGAAAUAGUAAUGAAUUCUAAACAUGAGCAUAAAAAAAAUGGUAAGACUAUACGAUCGAAUACACAACCGAAUGUAACGUUACAUUCCAUACAGGAAAAGAGACAUCAAUGCAACAAUGAGCAACAAACCCCUCGAGAGGUUGUGAAUCUGGCGCGCGCGCGUUACAGUGGCGGAGGAGUGGGGGCGCGUUCGCACUUCCAGCUCGCGACAUCUUCCUCCGGCUGUGAAAUGGAUCUUUUCCAAAAUCGUCAAACCCUGAAUGACACAUCGGAUACGAACCUUUUGCUGGUAGUGGAUAAUGCGUACAUGUGUUUGCGUAGGUGAUAAAGAAUAAACUACGGUAAUUGUUAAUAACCACUAUGUAAAUGAUUGUCGACUUUAGGGAGUAAUUUAGAAGGAAAAUGUAAUUCCUCUUGUCUCAAAAUAAUCGAACAGCAAGAAUAAAAAAAAAAACAAAAACACACACACACAUACAAUCUAAAGAAAAGAAGAGCAGUUGGCAAGACAUAAGUUGUGCUGUUCGAUAUGGAUAAUGAAGCGAAAGCAUUUCUCUCUGUUUCGUACUGCAACGAACCCUGCAAAAGAUGCCGUUGCUACACAAUGUUCAACCCACUAAUGUUCCCUGCUUUUAAACGAAACCGUGUCGAUACGCUAGCUGGUAAGCUCUCUGAUACCGUGCGGGAAGUGUGUAGGCAAACAAAGCACAAUUUCUUUAAAGCCGUGCUAGUUCUGUAGCAUUGUGCUUCGGUGUCAGAAUGAGCAAAACAAAAACCAAAACAAAAAAAAAACAAGAGAAAAAUUUAAAGCAAAUAGGGAUGUAAAUAAUUAGUACUUAUGUAAAAGGCGGUCGUUACCAGCAUAAGGGAAAUACGUUUUGACGGAGAAGUCGAAGGUGUUGAAGAAUGGAAAGCAGAACAAAAAAGAAGUAGAUGUAUAAGUAAAAUGCUCGAUGAGGCACUAACUUCGUCGACGACGAAAUCGGUCUAGUGAUCAAAUAAAGUCACGAAUUUUCCUACCGGGCGUAUGUCCGCAUGGAAUGAAACAUGAA
Molecule: messenger RNA, 7774 nt
Organism: Anopheles funestus (African malaria mosquito)
Lineage: Eukaryota; Metazoa; Arthropoda; Insecta; Diptera; Culicidae
Exons: 11
Coding region: 1885-5067 (1060 amino acids)
Cellular component (GO): plasma membrane
Molecular function (GO): protein binding
Source: RefSeq, a predicted model, not a curated record